Trichoderma asperellum CBS 433.97 is the source of this 1334-nucleotide messenger RNA. RefSeq lists its product as uncharacterized. Lineage: Eukaryota; Fungi; Ascomycota; Sordariomycetes; Hypocreales; Hypocreaceae. The record is from RefSeq and is a predicted model, not a curated record.
CGCUGAUCUACCUCGCAUUUACUUACUAUCCUCUUGUUUUCUACCCUCCUCUGUCUUUUGUAUUUACAUGGUAAACUUGAAUCUCCAAUUUUGCUAGUAAUAACCAUGGCUCCUCGACCUAUUUUUGCCGCAACUCACCCCAGAGCUUGCUCUACAGCUUUUGAAAGGGUCUUUAUGGCCCGGCGUGAUAUCUUGGAGUGUGCUCACGAGCCUUUUGGCGAUGCCUUUUACUUUGGCCCAGAGUUUAUGAGCGACCGGUUCAGAGACGAUGUUGCCACUCGCCAGAGCUCAGAGUAUCGUGAUACCACUUUCAAGAAUGUCCUGGAGAGACUUGAAGAUGCGGAAAAAGAGGGCAAGCGUCUUUUCAUCAAGGACAUGGCAUACUACCUGAUGCCGCCUGAUGACAAGCCAUCACAAAUCGCGCCCUCUCUCGGAGGCGGCGAAGAGGCCGGAAACCCAACAGUUCUGCCCGUCAACAUCUUGAAGCGUUUCCACUUUACCUUUCUCAUCCGCCACCCCAAGCGCUCAAUCCCUUCCUACUACCGCUGCACCAUCCCUCCCUUGAGCGAGAUCACCGGGUUCGACUACCUCAUGCCCAACGAGGCGGGCUAUGUCGAGCUUGUUCGACUCCUCGACUUUUUGAUUGAGCGUGGCAUCGUCGACAAGGACCACAUCACAGCCAUUGACGCGGAUGACCUGCUUGACAAGCCGGAGCAGGUUAUUCGGGAGUACUGCGCGAGGAUCGGCAUCGAUUUUAAGCCGCAAAUGUUGAAAUGGACUGAGGAGGAUAAGGAACAUGCGGCAGAGAUGUUUGCCAAGUGGAAUGGCUUCCAUGAUGAUGUGCUCAAGACAAAUUGUUUCCAGGCACGAUCUCAUGCUCAGAAAACCUCAACGGUUGAAUCGGAGAACAGAGAGUGGUUGGAAAAAUACGGUCCAGAGGCACAAAAGCUGAUCCGUCAAACCGUUGAUGAGAAUAUUCCCCACUACGAGUAUUUGAAGCAGUUUUGCAUUUCUGUUUAAUGAAUUAUGACAUCUGGGUAAAGGGUAAAUGUACGGGAUGAAGUGAUAUCUUUUAGAGAACUUCUCUCUUUUUUUGUUAUUGGUCUAUGAUACAGUAUAUCGGUCUGGCUCAUAGGGCCCACCGAUUAUCUUCUUUAUAUAUAUCCGUAAUCAACAUCGCCUUUGGUAACAAGUCUUCGUGUAACGUAAACAACCAUCAUACCGUUAUUGUACACCCAUCCAAAAUAUCCUUUUGCAGCUCAUACCGGUUGGAUUUUUUGUUCCCUGGUAGUCGCCAAGUCGCUUCCCAAUUCCUCAAUAUAAUUUUUUUUUUU